Messenger RNA from Sardina pilchardus (European sardine), 2072 nucleotides. It is a transcript of the gene ptdss1b, whose product is annotated as phosphatidylserine synthase 1b. Gene Ontology annotation, molecular function: L-serine-phosphatidylethanolamine phosphatidyltransferase activity. The coding region runs from base 1 to 1407 and encodes 468 amino acids. The record is from RefSeq and is a predicted model, not a curated record. The transcript has 13 exons. Gene Ontology annotation, biological process: phosphatidylserine biosynthetic process. Lineage: Eukaryota; Metazoa; Chordata; Actinopteri; Clupeiformes; Clupeidae.
AUGGCGCCCACCCUGGGAUCCCGGACGCUGAGCAAAGAUGACAUUAAUUAUAAACUACAUUUUCGAAUGAUAAACGAGCAACAAGUCGAGGAUAUCACCGUAGAGUUUUUCUAUAAACCACAUACCAUCACCCUUUUGACGUUUACUGUGCUCAGCUUGAUGUACUUCGCAUUUACCAGAGAUGAUGCCAACCCAGAUAAUAAUCUGCGAGUAGGACUAGUGUUGGUUGUCUCCUUCUUCCUGGUCAUUAGUGUCCUGGCAUUCCCUAACGGUCCCUUUACAAGGCCACAUCCUGUAAUAUGGAGAAUGGUUUUUGGUCUUAGCGUUCUUUACUUCCUCUUCCUGGUUUUCCUCAUCUUCUUGAACUGGGAUCAAGUGAAGACGCUCAUGUAUUGGCUGGACCCUAACCUGCGGUAUGCCACACGGGAGUCAGAUGUUAUGGAAUAUGCCGUGAACUGUCACGUGAUCACCUGGGAGCGAAUCAUGAGCCACUUUGACAUCUUUGCCUUUGGCCACUUCUGGGGCUGGGCCAUGAAGGCCCUUCUCAUCCGGAGCUACGGCCUCUGCUGGACCAUCAGCAUCACCUGGGAGCUCACGGAGCUGUUCUUCAUGCAUCUGCUGCCUAAUUUCGCUGAGUGCUGGUGGGACCAGGUGAUCCUGGACAUCCUGUUGUGUAAUGGAGGCGGCAUUUGGCUGGGUAUGACUGUCUGCCGCUUCCUGGAGAUGCGAACCUACCGCUGGGCCAGCAUCAAAGACAUCCAUACUACCUCUGGGAAGCUAAAGCGGGCCGUUAUGCAGUUUACUCCAGCCAGCUGGACAUAUGUGCGCUGGUUCGACCCCAAGUCCUCCUUUCAGAGAGUUGCAGGCAUCUACCUCUUCAUGAUCAUAUGGCAGCUCACAGAACUGAACACGUUCUUCCUGAAGCACAUAUUUGUGUUCCAGGCAUCUCACGCCCUAAGCUGGUGUCGCAUCCUGCUCAUCGGCAUCAUCACUGCCCCCACAGUACGCCAGUACUAUGCCUACCUCACAGACACACAGUGCAAACGAGUGGGGACACAGUGCUGGGUGUUUGGAGCCAUAGCCUUUCUGGAAGCACUCGCAUGUAUUAAGUUUGGCCAAGACCUCUUCUCCAAAACACAGGCCCUGUACGUGGUGUGGUGGCUUCUAUGUGUGGCCUUCAUAACGUCUCUGUGCUUGUAUGGAAUGGUGUGGUAUGAGCAGAGCCCUGGAUCUAGUAUGAAGAGCCUAUCGGAAUGUGAAGACAACAGUUUCAAUGAGUCAAGUGGAGGCAUCUUGGAUGAGCUGAAAGGUGAAAGGUGCUCUGGGAGUAGCAGUCAUUCAUCCAGGCGUAGAAGAGGAGGACCUGCAAAGAGUAAAACCGUGAAUGGGACAAAUGGGAAAAACUAACGGCUUAGUGAGGCACUGAAAUGAACUCACAUUCCCUAGAGUGAGUGAAGAAAGGAAUAACGAAAGACGAAAAGUACAAAUACUGUUGAAGAGCUUAAAGGAGGAGCUGUAGAGACACCAGCAUCUUUCAUCUUGGGCCCAGAGGAGGGAUCUCGUGUCAUGUGAGAAGUAGCGCCUCUCCUUAUCCCUCAUGUUAUCGAUAUAUCCUUUGCAAUGGGUUGAGAUGAAGCCACUAAAUAUUUUCAGUGUGGUCUUUGUUGUAGUUCUCUGUGUGAGUGUGUUGGACGGAGGGUAGAUGCAUAGGACUGUUUUGGUGGCUAGUGUUGGCACAGAAAAGCACAUGCCUCAAGGUUUUAUUUAUUUAUUUAUUUAUUUAUUUUUCUUUAUUCCCCCUAUGCUUCUUCAGUUCUGAACAGUCUUAACUUGAGUCAUCCUACAUCAGUGUUGUACGUCAUUCCACCCUUGACCUACUGUAGAGUUCACAGCUAAGUGCAAAUCAAGGUCUUUUUAAACUGAUGAAAAGACCUUCUCUUGUUUUGAUGAAUGCAUUCUUGUAUUUCAUGCACUGCUAGGUAAUUCAAAUGUAUUUAAUUAACCUAUUUUACUGCGGUUUAUGGUUUAUGGCAAGCAUAGUAAUGUUAAUACAUUAGUAUUAAAGGAACACU